AUGAAAGUUGUGAAACAUGUCAAUUUUCCAGGACCGCCCCGCGAGUGGAACCCGUUCUUCCCGGCGCCGACGAUGUCUUCGUUGGUCCAGUUGCCGUCUCAGCCCUCUUCCGCCUUCCAGUUGGAUUUCGACGCCGUCCGCAACUUCCAGAACGUGCCGCCCGUCGAUUUGGAGGGAGGAACACUGAUUGACGCCACAGAGGUGAGCCGAAUUGAGAGCCGCGUUUAUUUGAGACGAUGUAUCUCAGCUGUUUGUGGAGAUAUCAAAAAGUUGUCAACUGAUAGAAUACUCAAAAAGAUAUUGUGCAUAUUUUAUUAAUUGACAACGUUUUGACAUCUUCUCCGACACCUGAGAUACGUCGUUUCGAAUAGAAGACAUUGCGACGGAUCAAACUGAGGAAAUGAAACUACAUUAAUAAGGCUUAUUAUCUUUCCGAAUUCACGGUCUCCAGAGCUGACAAUGGGCGCAAGUACGCCCCGCCCGCCAAUAGAGCGAUACAUUGGCGCGAAAUUUAAAUUUUAACAGCAAAUUUUGUGUUUUUUGCCAGAUUAGCCACUAAAAACCGAUAAUUUCUCAUUUGUCUCUCGAUAGACCGAUUGUAUAGGCUAUUACGAAUUUUUUAAGCGCAAGAGCGUUAAAUUUGGUCAAGUCGCAAAUCACAUUUAUCCGUUUGAAGGUUUUUGGCUAAAACUGCGUGAAUUUCAGUUGCUUUUCGGUAGUUUUCGCGGUUCGAACGCUCAAAAUGCUUGUAUUUACGUGAUUUAUCAUUCUCAAAACCAAUUCUGUCUGGUAACGGUCAAGAAAGCGCAAAAUGAGAAGUGCGGUUUUUAGGCGGCGAAGGCGAAAAAGCAAAGUCCGCGAAAAAUGCGCCAAAACGCGAUUAAUUCUGAGAAUUAGUGUGUUUUCAUGUCGAACAUGCAUUUUUCAUCGCCUUUGACCACAAAGAUCGGAGAAAACCUCCCGAAUUCAUGAAAAUGCCAUUUGUUUCAAGUUCUAGAGUUUGUGAAACUGGAAUUUAAACUUGGAAUGAUCGAAUCUAAUUUCCAUUUCAAUAAUUAUUGAAAUGGAAAGGUGCUAUUGAUAAGGAAAAUGCAGACAACUUUUCGAGUUAGAAAUUCAAAAUUAUUGAAAAGUGUUCAUUUAAAUGCUUUAAAACUAAAACCGGAUCUAGUUUUAUUCAAUCUCUAUAUGCCUUUUUUGAAACAUGAAACCACAAGUGUUCAUUGGGAAUUCGAAUCUGAUUACCUUUUCGGUUUCACAUUUCCAGUAAUUCGUCCCUUUUUCUUUUCCGGUGAUUCAAUACUUGCACGUGGUCAUAACGAGCUCAUUUUUGACGAAAAACGAACAAUUCUCCACUUUUCCGGUUUCAAAGAGGCUAGAAAGGCAUCGCGAUGGUGUAAAAUGCUAUAAAUUAUACCUCAAAUUGACUAUUUUUGAGAUUUUCUGCUUUAAAAUUGUUUCCAUUCCACGAUCAUUAAACACGUUAUCGGCUACAUUUAUGAAAGUUGUGAAACAUGUCAAUUUUCCAGGACCGCCCCACGAGUGUUUAUAGCCUAUAAUUCACUAACGAUGCUCCGCCAUAACUAUACAACUUUAUGAAAGUUCGGAAACUGUCAUUUUCCCCAGAACUUCUGUUUCGUGUCCGAUCAAAAUAGAUUUUCGUUGCAGGAAGAGGAGGUGGACCCAGUGGACGGAUGCACAGUCAAAGUGUUCACCUACCGUAUCCUUUCGGCCGAUGAAAUGGAGGAAUUGACGAAAACCGUGCGGCAAAAGAUUAAAUUCGAUUGUACGCAGACGAUGCGGAGUCUGAAGAUGGUCGGAUCCGAGGCCAAGGUGAGCGUUCAAGUCUGGAUAUCUCAGUUGCGGGUGGAAAUUGCAAACGGUUGUCAACUAACGAAAUGUUCAUCAAGAAAUUCUGUACAUUCUAUCAGUUGACCACUUUUUGAUAUCUCUACAGACAGCUGAGAUACAUCGCUUUGAAUGGACGGUUGGCAAAUGUUGGCACUCAACAGUUGUCCCGAUAACAGUACCUUUUCAACACUCCCCCCAUCAAUAUAAUCAAUUUUCGAAACAGAACAUUUUUUCCACUCAAAAGUGCGCUUCGGCUGAGCAAACACCGAAACGGCCGUGUUCCGUGGAGUUCACGAACUGAGCACACAAACUAUUCUCCCCCGAAUAUAUCGCUUUUCGCUUGUUUCACCGUGCCAACGCCCUUUUCUCGCUGAAUUUCUAUAAAUCAUCACUCAAAAAUAAGGGAAAACGGGGCUUUUUUUUUUGGUAUGGAGCAAUUAGAACAAAACACUUUUGGGUCAGCUAAAAUUGUUGAGAAUUCCCGAGUAUUCCAAAACAAGACACUGAAAUAACAGUCGAUUGAAACUGAAAAUGUUACCCCUUCUAUAAAGAAACAAUGCAUUUCUCAUCGGUUUUCGCUCAUUUCGUAUUCACCGAAAACGGGCGCGACACACAUUCCAUUCCAUUUCACACUCGGAAACUCAUAAAAACUCACACAAAACAUUCCCCCCCCCCAUCCCUUUUUUUGUCGUUUGCCAAUUCUUUCGGUGCAAAUGGAGCCGAUAUUCCCCAGAAAUGGAGUAGAACUGAAGAAGUUUGUCACUUGGAAAAUUGAGAAACCACGGGCGCAGAUUGUGAGUUUGGGCUUCUAAUUAUCUCGUGUUCGAACAAAUAUUAUCGAUUCGCGAGAAAUGGCAUUUCAGUUGGUGGAAAAGAGUCAGCGGAUGAGUGGAGACAUCAAAGGAAUGAAACCGAUCGAAUUUUCGAACAAUUCGAAGCAGAUCUGCUUGGAUCAACACAGUUUGCAGCUGGAUCCCAACGAUGAACAGGUAAACUUUCCGCUUUCAACCGAAUCGAUGUUAGCCGAAACUUCACAUGAAAGACAGUUUCGACGUGAGCCCAUUUGAAUAAGGGCUGAUUAUGAAACACGAAAACUACGGUGGUAGUCGGCGCGGAUCCACAAGUGCGCAAUUUGACAAUACUUGCAGGACCAGCAGAUCUCGCGGGUGCUCAACCAGGUGCCCAACACGUUCAUGAGCCUUCUGAGCCGCGAGAAGGACGCUUUCGUGAAGCUCUACCCGGAACUCUUUGAGAAAAUGCGAACGGAAUCCUCGUUGAUUCCCUCGACGACGACAGAAAUCAUCACGAAUGCGGACGGAUCCACGACCACACGGGUCAAGAGCAGCAAGUCGUACAGGUAGAAUCAUGGGUGUUUUGGGAUGACGUGGCGCCGGAUGACUCAUGCUUUCUUCACACUUCUUUUCGUAUUUCUUCAAUCAGCACGUUUUGGGCAGGAAGGUGCUUCUUUUGUCUCUUCUCAAAAUCAUUCUGUAGCAGUCGAUUUUGAAGCUCAAAACGCUUCUAAACUCACAUUUUAUCAUGAUUUUCCGUAGAAAUCACUCAAAACUGGUCCGAUGACAGGAUUUCAGCAAUUCCGGGGUUAUAUCAUCAGUAGGCCUCUUUUUGACUCCUCACUUUCCCCGCGUAUAAUCCAGGCAACGAAUUCAUGCAAAACAGACGGCCUGUUUCGAUUUGCCCGCUGAAAAAAAAAUAGUAUUUCGGAAAAAGAAACACACAACCUUUUUUGUUGUUGUUUGCGCAUAGAUUCCCUGUUUCACAUUUGUCUCAAGAUUUUGAAAAAUGUUUUGAGGGGAAUUCGUUCAGUUCGCUAAUCUCCUACAUUUCAGUUCGCACUUUUCUCGUCAGGAGACGUACGUGAACGGAGUGAAGAAAAUGUCGAAGAGCAAAUUCCGAGCAUUCGUGGAGUAUCGGGUACGUUCCGCUCCGUCGUUUCGAAAGGCCAUCGUGCAUUUGCAGGGACCAGAAGGCGGAUUCCAAGUGAAAUUGUCGGACGGCGACGAGUUCGAGCUGUCGGAGGACGAGCAGGAGGAGGACGACAAGAGCCAGUGCUACUCGGAAAUCGAUUCGGAGUCCGACAUCACCGGACCGUCUCCGAAGACGGAUCUGGACAAGCGGUACCAGAAGGCGUGGUACGCGGCGAAAGAGUUGGUCGACAGCGAGCAGAGAUACGUCGACAAACUGAAACUACUUGGAGAUGUGAGUUUGGAGGCACAUUUCAAUUUCUGAGCACUUUUCAUGUCGGGCCUAUUGAGAACUUUUAAAAGAGCGGCUAGAAUUGAGCCAACUUAUGAGAGUCUUGAAACAGUAGAUUAUAAAAAACAAAGUUCAGACGUUCCGCAACCGUCUGAUCAAAGAGGAAGUGGUGACGAACGACAAGAUCAGCCGACUUCUCGCCAACGUUUCCUCACUUUACCAGUUCCACAAUACACAUUUCCUUCCGCAACUUCUGGAAUCGAUCAGAGAUUGGCACACUACCAAAAGGUAUGCACACAUAUAUUUGAGUUCACUUUUUCUCCUUACUUGCUCAUAUUCAGAAUCGCAAACGUAGUCCGAAAGCAGGCGCCAUUCCUCAAAAUGUACUCGGAGUACACGAACAACUACGAUCGGGCGAGCAAGCUGUUCGAGGAGCUGAAGAAGAAGAAGAAGUUCGCCGACGUGGUGAAGGAGAUCGAGAAGCAGUCGGAGUGCGAGGGAUUGCCCCUCGGGCACCAUCUGAUCUGUCCCGUGCAGAGGGUCAUGAGAUAUCAGCUUCUGCUCCAAGAGUACAAGAAACAUCUGCAGCCGACGGACGUCGACUUUGACGACUCGACGGUCGCUCUGGAACUGGUGCUGCAGGCGGCCGCCCACGCGAACGAGAUGAUGAAGAAGUUGGAUCGGUUCGGGAAGGUGAUCGAAGUGCAGGAACAGCUCGGCAACUCGAUCUCUCUGGUCUCACCGGGCAGGGAACUGCUCAAGUCGGGAUCCGUGCAGAAGAUAUCGUCGACGACGGAGAAAACGGAGGAGCGAUUCAUAUUCCUCUUCAACGAUUUGGUGAUUCUGGCCAGCGAACGCAAAAUGAUCGGAGUGUCCAAGUACAAGUUGAGGGCGGUUUUCAGUGCUUCUCACAUGCAGGUCAGUUGGAAUAAGAAAUAAGAAAGACGAAACUGUUUUGUGGACCAGCUGAAACCGUGUUUGUUUCAGGUGUGCGAAGGCGAUAAUCUGGAGCGAGAGCACUCGUUUUACGUGCGCGGAUCCGACGGAAGCGGCCCGAAACGGUGUGUGGAACUGUUCACGCCGACGCAAAAGGAGAAGAACGAGUGGGUCGACGCGAUCUUUUCGAUCAUCGACGAGGCGAAGGCACACUCGGCCACGUUCACCUCCAGCUCGGUUAGUUUCAAGUGUCGGCGGAGCAUGGAAAUGAUGAGACAUUGCAUUUCAGAGGAGUUCGAUCAGUGAGAACAACAACAAUUCGAUCGAAUCGAAGCAUUGCGCCGACUGCGACAUUGAAUUCGGGUGAGCAUCUGUUUCAGGAGCCGCAUAACCUUUUUGUGACUUUCCGGAUAAACGUUACAUAAUCUCCCAGCUAGCUGAUAGAAACUUCAGAAUAAGCUCUGAAAACACUUUAGAAAAAAGUUUACAGUUUCACGAACCCAUUGAAUUAACCCCCCCUCCCUUCGUUUCCAAUCAAUGUAACAUCUAUGUACCUAGCUGAUUCAGAUUCCUGUCGCGCGGCUCCAAAUGCGUGAAGUGCUCGCGUCGAUUGUGCAAAAAGUGCUUCGGACGGCAUCGAAACGAGGCGAAAAAGAACCGAAUAUGCGACACGUGCACCAAGAAUAUGGACCUGGACGGAAUCCCGCGCAGCUUCUCCACACAGAGCAACAUGCGACGGAACCUGCUGCAGAUGCCCGCCAAAGGAACCGGAGUGCUGCAUUCCAGCCAGAUCAAGGUACGACCACUGUCUAUUCAAGUCUGGAUAUCUCAGUUGCCGGCGAGGAUAUCGAAAAGUUGUCAACUAACAAAUUGUUUACUGAGAAAUUGUGUACAUUUCAUCUGUUGACCACUUUUUGAUAUCCAUACCGACAGCUGAGAUACAUCGCUUUGAAUGGACGGUAUUUGAUUUUGUUUCAGUUCCGUGGAUCACUUGGCAAAACAUUCGAUCGGUUCAUGGUGGUUCGCGACGACUUUUGCAUGUACUCGUACAAUUCCGAUGAGGUAAGAAUCGCGUGCGUGAAAAAUUGAAGAAAGAGGUAAUCAAAAGUAUUGUAGAGUGUCCGAAACACAAAAUAGGAUUGACACUUAAAUUUCAGUUUCAUAGAGUUUAUGAACUUUUGUUCCGUGUCGUGGACAAAGUUAAAUUUUUCAGGAGACGUGCGCGCUGGCGAUGUUGCCGCUUCCGGGAUGCGAAGUCAAAAUCUGCGGCGAGAAAUUCGCAUUUUCGGUGCGAGUCGGCGCCCGGCGGAUGUACACGAUGCGGGCCGAGGACGAGCAGACUCAGAUGAGGUGGCUGGCGAUCCUGGACCUGGCGGCCAACGCGCACCUCAAGAAUCAGCGGAAUUCGGGCAGCGAGCAGGAGGAAUAG
This is a messenger RNA of Caenorhabditis sp. 36 PRJEB53466, 6430 nucleotides long. The record is from the annotation of a GenBank genome assembly. NCBI's taxonomy places the organism in Eukaryota, Metazoa, Nematoda, Chromadorea, Rhabditida, Rhabditidae.